AUGUUUCAAUCGAAGUCCUUAUCUGAACGAACGCUCUCUUCUGUGAUUUCUUCUCCAAUGGCAAGCAAGCAGCUAGUAAUGGAAGACGACAACCCCUUUCUUCCCGACGAUAUCAUCAUUAACAUUCUCAAAAGACUUCCGGUAAAAUCCCUAAUCCGAUUUCAAUGCGUGUCCAAAGAUUGGAAAAAUCUUAUCAAGACUCCGUUUUUCAUCCAAGACCACCUCCACCACUCCAACCAUCAAAACCCUUCCCUUCUCCUCCAACCUGACCGUCCCAGGAAUAGUCUUCGUGAUAUACACGUCGCUGUACUGGGUUGCGAAAAGCGAGUCCUUGAUAUUCAAGAACCACCUUUGAUUGAUUCGUCGUUGGAUAAUGGACUUGUGGUCGUGGGUUCCUGCAAUGGCUUGGUUCUUGCUAGAAUAGUUGAGCGUGGUACAUCUUUUCCCUUGUGGCUAAAGAAAAAUGGUUUACCUCCUCCUUCAGUUUCCCUUUUAUUAUGGAAUCCAGCAAUUAGAGAGGUCAAGAAGGUGCCCAGAAAUAUUAAUGAUUAUGACGGUCUUUACCUUUUAGUAUUUGGGUUCAGUCCGAUUGAUAAUGAUUACAAGAUAAUGAGAAUUACUGUUUGUGAGCUUCAUUUUGUGGUUAAUUCAGUGGAGGUGUAUUCAUUAAACUCUGGGUCAUGGAAGAAGGUAGGAUUUGGAAAUCUAGAGGGUGUAGGUUUUGGUAACCUGCGUAAUGUAACUGUUAAUGGGGUUAUGUUUUUUGUUGGUAGAAAGGAUGAUUUUAAUGAUCAGGUAGUAUCAUUUGACCUGACAAAUGAAGUGUUCACAUUGAUACCAAUGCCUGAUUUAGGUUGUGCUUAUAUCAGAAGGCUUACUGUGUAUGAGAACAAAAUUGGUGUGAUUGCUGACUCUGUUGGAAAGGAUAAAUCUCAUUUCAUUCGUUUGUGGGUGAUGGAGGAGGAUACAUGUGUGUCAGGGAAGACAUGGAAUUGGACUAGAAUACAUGCUAGCAAACACUGUUCUCUGCCUCGCGAGUUAAAUCCAAUGACUAUUUGGAGGAAUGAAAUUGUGUUCCAUCCUCUAUAUCAGAUUGAGAAUGAUGUUGAAACAAAUAAAUUUUAUCUGCUUAAUAUUGCUACUGAUGAGUUUGAGAAGUUUUCUAUCAGCUGCGGCUAUAUCAGUAAGAUUUUUAAUUACGUGGAAAGCCUUGUAUCAGUCAGCAACAUUGAUGUUGAAGAACCUUGA
Messenger RNA from Prosopis cineraria, 1248 nucleotides. Its product is annotated as putative F-box protein At5g62660. Bases 1 to 1248 code for a protein of 415 amino acids. The record is from RefSeq and is a predicted model, not a curated record. The transcript has a single exon. Gene Ontology annotation, molecular function: protein binding. NCBI's taxonomy places the organism in Eukaryota, Viridiplantae, Streptophyta, Magnoliopsida, Fabales, Fabaceae.